CGCGCGUCUCAACCUAUGCGCGUGCUCGUGCAUGCGCACGGCCUCCGCGCCGCCCUGAUUUCCUGCAGGUCCUGGGUCGAAGCUCCCUUCCCUCCUGUAGCUUUUGCUUUCGCUAACUUGGAGUCGCAGAUCCUGUGAGGGCCGAGGCCGGAUUUUUCCGGUCUGCAACCGGAGGGCCCAGCGGGAGCGCGGCGUGGAGGCCGAGGACAGGGGCGGCGGGACUGUCAGCUCGGUCUGCCAUCGGCAGCGUCUGCGCUUUUCCAAGAGCAGCAGAAAAUGAGCCGAUCGAGGGGCCCACUGUCCUUCGGGGACGUGGCUGUGGCCUUCACCCAGGAGGAGUGGCAGCGGCUGGGCUCAGAGGAGAAGACGACGUACAGGGACGUGAUGCUGGAGACCUACAGCAACCUCGUCUCCGUGGGGUAUGAUGUCACCAAGCCGAACGUGAUUAUUAAGUUGGAGCAGGGAGAAGAACCGUGGACAGUGGAAGGCGACUGCCAUGUGCAGAGUCGUGUGGAAAUCAGUAAAGUAGAUGACACCGUAGAGAAAAUCCAAGAAAGCGAAGGCCAACGUAUGAGGCGAGCUGAGGAUCUCAGCAGCCGAAGAGCAGAGAAGGAGGACGCGAUUGAUAAAACGUGUCGCCUGGAACCGCGCCUCGAUCCCCGCUGUGUGUCUUGUGGGCAGACCCUGGAACCCGUGGCAGCACUGAUUAGUAGUGAUGGACGGUAUGCACCGGAGAAGCCCGACAAGUGUGCUGAUUGUGGGACAGCAUGCGGAGAGAAAGCGGGCGACUUUAAUCAAAAUGGGGAUACUUCUGCUCAACCUGAUGGAAGCAUUCUGCAGAAAAUCACGGUUGUGGAGAAGCCCUUUGAUUAUGAGUGCAUGGAAGCCUUAGACAGCGAAGCUGUUUUCAUGGCUCACGAGAGAGCUUACAUGGGGGAGAAACCCUAUGAAUGGGAUGAUGAUUCUGGACCAGACUUCAUCCAGAUGUCAGAUUUCAGUGCGUAUCAGAGAUCACAACUGGAAAUGAAGCCCUUCGAAUGUACACAGUGUGGGAAGUCCUUCUGUAAAAAGUCCAAAUUCAUCAUACAUCAGAGAGCUCACACGGGGGAGAAACCGUAUGCGUGUAAUGUGUGUGGAAAGUCCUUCAGUCAGAAGGGGACCCUCACUGUCCAUCGGAGGUCACACUUAGAGGAGAAGCCCUAUAAGUGUACUGAGUGUGGGAAAACCUUCUGUCAGAAGUUACAUCUCACACAGCAUCUGAGAACUCACUCAGGAGAGAAGCCCUAUGAGUGCAGUGAAUGUGGGAAGACCUUCUGCCAGAAGACGCACCUCACUCUCCACCAGAGGAACCAUUCCGGGGAGAGGCCCUAUCCGUGCAACGAGUGUGGGAAAUCCUUCUCCCGGAAGUCUGCCCUCAAUGACCAUCAGAGAACACACACCGGAGAGAAGCUGUAUAAGUGUAACGAGUGUGGGAAAUCCUACUACCGAAAGUCCACUCUGAUUACACACCAGCGGACGCACACGGGGGAGAAGCCGUACCAGUGUAGCGAGUGCGGGAAGUUCUUCUCCCGGGUGUCGUACCUCACCAUCCAUUACAGGAGCCAUUUAGAGGAGAAGCCGUACGAGUGUGCGGAGUGCGGGAAGACCUUCAAUCUGAACUCAGCCUUCAUUCGCCAUCGGAAGGUGCAUUCGGAGGACAGAGUCCUUGAGUGUAGUGAAUGUGGGAAGUUCUCCCAACUGCAGUGUCUCCCUGAUCGCAUGAAUGACUUAGGACAGAAACACUAUGAAUGCAGUGAGUGUGGGAAGACCUUCCAUGAAAGCUCUGCCUUCAGUGGGCCCCAGUCCGUUCCAGAAGCGGAGAAGACGUACGACUGUAAUAUAUGUGGGAAGUCGUUCUCUGAUCUGUCGUGCUACACUGUACAUUACAGAGGGCAUUCCGAAGAGAAGCCCUUCGGGUGCAGUGAGUGUGGGAAAACCUUCUCUCAUAAUUCAUCCCUCUUUAGACACCAGAGAGUGCACACAGGUGAAAAGCCUUAUGAAUGUUGUGAGUGCGGGAAGUUCUUCUCGCAGAAGUCCUACCUCACCAUCCACCACCGCAUCCACUCGGGGGAGAAGCCCUACGAGUGCAGCAAGUGUGGGAAGGUCUUCUCCCGGAUGUCCAACCUCACCGUGCACUACAGAAGCCACUCGGGAGAGAAGCCCUACGAGUGUAACGAGUGUGGGAAGGUCUUCUCUCAGAAGUCCUACCUCACUGUCCAUUACCGGACUCAUUCGGGAGAGAAGCCUUAUGAAUGUAAUGAGUGUGGGAAGAAGUUCCACCACAGAUCAGCCUUCAAUAGCCAUCAGAGAAUUCAUAAAAGGGGGAUAUAAGUGCACUCGGUGUGGAAAAAUCUCUGACAUCUCAAUUUAAAACAGACAUUUGGUUAUAAUGAACAUUGGAAGUUUAAUGGGGAGUCAAGUAUGGAUUUUCCCCCUAAUUUUUAUAUUUGUGGUGCUGGGAUUGAAUACAGGGCUUUUUGCAUGCUAUAGAUGCUCUAAAUCGAGCUGCACCCCAAUGAUUCAUGAGUAGAGCAUCCAUGCUCCAUGUGAGAAGCCCUAAAACAAAGUCCAUCUUAACCUGAAUUUUCAGAAAAGAAUCUGUAGAAAUUCAGCAAGAAACAAACCAUGACCAUAUCACUAAUGGGACACUAGAUAAUAUUUACAGGAGUGAAACUUUCAAAGUAUUUAAUAUUUAUUUCUGAUUUAAAUUGUAUUUACAAAUCAGGGAAUCUUGCUAAGAAACAUCAGUAAGGUGAUGUAACACACUUUGGAAACUUAUUAAAAGCCAUAUUUGUGAUAUAAAAACAGGUGUUUAUAGAAAAUAUGCAAGAAGUUAUCUGUUCUGAAUAAACUUAUAAAAAGGAAGUUAUAAAGUUGGGAGUUGAUCCUAAAGCUGACCAAAUAUGUGGCAUCUCUGAUGUUUUAGAAAUGCAAAUUAAUAGUAAUUCUAUGCAAUCUUUCGCAACCAUGGCUGUGAAUAAUUUUGAAAACAUGAUAUUGAGCAUUAGAAUGGCAAGUGUUACAAUGGGAUUUAUUGGUGAAAUUGUUAUAUAAUGGGAAAGCACAUAAUUUUUUUGUGAAUGCUUACCAGUAGACUGGUUUUGUUAAAAAUUUUCAACUGGAAUUGAGCAAUUUUUUAAAAAUACUAUUUUGAUAAACUUUGCUGUCUUAGUGUUGUAUUGCUAUGAAGAGACACCAUGAUCAUAGCAAAUCUUUUAAUUUUUUAUUAAUUAAAUAUUUAUCUUACAUCCCAACCCUCCCUUUUCUCCCUCGUCUUACAUGGCAGUUCUUACAAAGGAAAACAUUUAAUUGGGCUGCUCACAGUUCAGAGGUCCAGUCCACUAUUGUCAUGGUGGAAAGCAUGGUGGCAUGCAGGCAGACAAGGUGCUGGAGUAGUAGCUCAGAGUUCUAAUCCAUCUGCAGCAGGCAGCCGGAACAGAGAGACGUGGCCUGGCUUGAGCAUUUGCAACCCCAGCCCACCCCCAGUAACACACGCCCUCCAGCAGGGCCGCACCCAUCCCAACAAGGUCACACCAAGUACUACUCCUUGAUGACCAGGAUUCAGAUGAGCCUGUGGGGCCGUUCCUAUUCAAAGCACCACAUAGGCAAACAUACUUUGGAGUUGCUCAUGACAAUUUCACUAAAAAGAGUGUUACAUAAUAUAAAUAUGGUAUCAUUUUUAUUUAUCGUCCACUAUUCUCGGGGUUUUAGAAUGAAAUAUGCUUCUGGUAGACAUUUUCUGGUUGAUACUUUCUGGCAUUAUUCCCUGCUAAAAGAAUUUGCCUACCAUUUCUCCAGGUGAGAAUUGAGAGCAAGCAGUUUAAAUCAAUAAUCAUGAUAGUCCUCUGAUUGCUUGUUCAAUAACCUCUCGCUGCCCUCAGUAGAUCUGCCCCAAGACCUCUAGUCAAUACCUGCAGCAAGAUAGCCCCAAGCCAUGCAUACUGUGGUUCUACAGUACUUUAUGUGAUCACCAAGAUACCUGCUUAGUGAUGGGCAGGUAGUGACUACAGUGUGGAAUCACUGGACAGGAGGGUGAUUGACAUUCCAGUGAGAUUUCUUCAACACUCCAUAAAAUGAUGUGCAGUUUAAACCUUAGGGAUUGAGGGCUGGGAAUAUAGUUCAGUAGAAAGGCACUUGCCUAGCAUGCAGGAGACUCUCUCUUUGAUUCUCAAUACUGCCCACCCCCAAAAUAUUGUAAGUUGCUUCCACUUAGUGUAUUUGAGCUGUGACUGACAGCCCACCCCACAGAUCCUUAAGACUACAGAAAGUCAGACUUGCCGUUAAGAGGAGAUGCCACUAUGACUUAAUUAUAUGACCUGAAUCCAGACAAACCAAGUGGAGAUGCUUGUUCUGCAGAUGGUGAUCAGACCCGCCCUACCCCAAGAAGAGAGAUGGUUGGCUGUUCCCAAAGCUAACAGACACAUGAAGAAAAGGCAAGUGAAAAAAAUAUUUAUCAUCGUAGGAAGCUAGGGAGAAGAACCUCCUUAAUUGGAGAAAGGGUGACUUCAGCUACGGCAAGACCAUUCAAAAGAGGGCCAUAUUGACAGUUUCUCCCCAGGUAAAAUAGGGCACCAGUCAUCUGAUGCAACGCCGCACAGGACACAGCCAGAGUAAACGAGGGAAAAACAAGAAAGGAAUAAGUCAUUAAAGGAGCAGGACUUCUAUCUGGCAUAACCUUGCCCAAAGCACAUUCCGGGGAUAUUCCAAUAUAUGAGUUAUAAAUAAUAAGGAAAUUAAACAAGAUUCUUGCAUCAAGGUCAUUUUAUAACACUAGGGUUUUUUUUUUUUAAACAUUGACUAUUUUGAGAGUGAUACCCUUUACAAAAACCUUCAAAUGUAUAAGGAAAAAUAUUUCAAGAAUUUUGUCUAAACACAAAAAUUUUAUCUAGAAAAAAAUACGUUGCCACAGAGUAGGAAACCUUGUGGUUUCCAGGAGACGCAAGCUCAAAGGGAUAUCAGUUUCCCCAAAGUUAGCCCACAAGUAGUGGAGUCUCAAAUUUUAGUUAUCUGUUGGAAAUGAACGAGCUGAAUCUGAAGUGUACACAAACAACCGUUAAUAAUUACAGAAGCUAACUUGUAAAACUGCUGCGUGUGGAGGCUGGAGAGAUGGCUCAGCAGUCACAAGUGUGCUGCUCCUACAGACGACCUGGGCUUGGUCCAGCACCCACAUGGGGCGGCUUACAACAACCAGUAACUCCAACUCCAGGGGGUGAAACACCCUCUUCUCACCUCUAUGGACUCAUGCAGUCCUGUGCGCACACACAAUACACAUAAUUUAAAAAUAUUUUUUCAUGUUGUCUGUGCUGACUUAAAGCCUGCAAUCCCAGCACUCAGGAUACAGUAGCAGGCAGAAGUACCAUGACUUCAAGACUUGGGUGACAAGAUGUGUACAGAGGGAGACCCUGAAUCAAAACAGAAUAAAACCCCCUCUAUUCGUCAAUACUAAGACCUGUUAGAAAGUCACAGAAGUUAUGGCAUAGAAGUAGGUUGCCCAUGAGAACAGAAUAGAAUGUUCUACAGGUCCCCGAAAUGUGGGGCACCUGACUCAGCAGGUGACACCAAAGUAGGGGGAGAAGAUGUCGCUUCCAUUUGAUGCACUAUCUACUAUAACAAAAACCAGGAAAACCAAAUUAAGACGGUUUAUGAAAUGUAACAACGUUUUAUGAAAACAGAAGGGGCAGGUUUGGUGACCACUCCUACUGUUCCAGCACUCAAGGGCAGAGGCAAGUGGAGGUCAGCUUGAUCCACACAGCAAGUCCCAGGCCAGCCAGGACUACACGAUGAGAACUUGUCUCAGAAUUAUUAGAUUUUAUGUGUUUGGUGUAAGCAAUGUUCCAAGCAAGAUCAAAAAAGGCAUUAAGGCAUAGAAGUUUAUUUUGGGUUAUACUAAAAUUUGGACAUCCACAACCACCUGUAGCUCCAGGUCCAGAGCCAACACCUACUCUGGUCUUUGCGCUCACUCACACUUACACAUAGAUAUGGGUUAGAGUGAGCAGGAUGGGCUGGAGAGAGGGCUCAGCAAUUUGGAGUGCUUGUUGCUCCUGCAGAGGACCUGAGAGAAGUUCCCUGCACCCACAAUGGCUGACAACCAUCUUUAACUCACCUCCAAGGGAUCUCAUGCCACUUUCUAGCCCCCGUGGGCACCUGUACUCACAUGUGCAAAACACACAAAAUAAGGAAUAAAUCUUUUUAUUGUAUAUUUUUAUUGAUUUUUGUUGAGCUCUACAUUUUUCUCUGCUCUCCUCUCUGCCUCUCCCCUCCCCUUUUGCCCUCUUCCAAGAUCCCCAUGCUCCCAGUUUACUCAGGAGAUCUUGUCUUUUUCUACUUUCUACUUCCCAUGUAGAUUAGAUCUGUGUAAGUCUCUCUUAGGGUCCUCAUGGUUGUCUAGCUUCUCUGGGAUUGUGAUUUGUAGGCUGGCUUUCUUUGCUUUAUGUUUAAAAGCCACCUAUGAGUGAAUACAUGUGAUAAUUGUCUUUCUGUGUCUGGGUUACCUCACUCAAUAUGAUGUUUUUUAGCUCCAUCCAUUUGCUUGCAAAUUUCAAGAUGUCAUUAUUUUUUUCUGCUGUGUAGUACUCCAUUGUGUAAAUGUACUACAUUUUCCUUAUCCAUUUUUCGGUCGAUGGGUAUUUAGGUUGUUUUCAGGUUCUGGCUAUGACAAACAAUGCUGCUAUGAACAUAGUUGAACACAUCCCCUUGUGGCACGAUUGAGCAUCCUUUGGAUAGAUACCCAAAUGUGGUAUUACUGAGUCUUGAGGAAGGUUGUUUCCUAAUUUUCUGAGAAAUCUCCACACUGACAUCCAAAGAAGCUGUACCAGCUUGCGUUCCCACCAGCAAUGCAGUAGUGUUCCCUUUACCCCACAUCCUCUCCAGCAUAAGUUGUCAUCAGUGUUCUUUAUCUUGGCCAUUCUUACAGGUAUAAGAUGGAAU
This is a messenger RNA of Alexandromys fortis (reed vole), 6966 nucleotides long. It is a transcript of the gene Rbak, whose product is annotated as RB associated KRAB zinc finger. Bases 277 to 2370 code for a protein of 697 amino acids. The transcript has 5 exons. The record is from RefSeq and is a predicted model, not a curated record. Gene Ontology annotation, molecular function: DNA-binding transcription repressor activity, RNA polymerase II-specific. Lineage: Eukaryota; Metazoa; Chordata; Mammalia; Rodentia; Cricetidae. Gene Ontology annotation, biological process: negative regulation of transcription by RNA polymerase II.